AUGUGGAUUCACACUAGUUGUUACUGCCGUCUCUGCGCUGGACGCAACAUCUCAUCUAGUUCACCUGUCAGCCCCCUUUCUCCUUCAUUCCACAACCGUAUCGGCGUUGACUCUCCACCUAGCCCUCUUUCGCCAGCUCUGUCUUUCACAGCUGCACUCAAUCUUUCUAGCCCUGUUUCUCCUCUACUCAUUGCUGCUGAAGAUUGGCCUCUGAGUCCUGUAUCGCCUUUUGCGUUCGACCCCUGGAGCUCAACAAGCGACUGCAGUACACUUCCUCCAUCUCCUACUCUCUCUAUUGCUGAGCUGACACCUGGUGACUUUCCUUCCCCUGCUACCCCAUUGAUUACUGCUUACAUCUGGAACCUCUGCAUCAUUCCUUCCGUCCCUGCUGACUUCUCCGUCUUUGUACCUCACUGGCGCAGCGAUAGCUCUUACCCCUUCAGCAAUCUUGCUGUCAUAGUCAACGAUGAACCAGUCAGUCCCACAACCCUCCCCAAUGGCGAGAAGGCCAUUCGCUCUCCUGUUCUUCCACGCCUCCCUCCAAGGCCUAUUCCUCGUCGCUCCAAGAGAUCCCCUCUGCUUACCUCCAAGUUCUCUUGGGGUAGCACGCCUACAACUUCUCCUUCGUUGAUUUCUCCCGACUCUUUUCGCUUUACUGGACGCAUCUACACUUUUGAGACUGUUACUGAGGAAGUGAAGAGCAGAGCUGGUUCUUUGUCUCUUGCUGAAAACAAGCCUUGGUGGGAGAAUAUCCCUGAUGUCUCGCCAUUGCCUUCUCCUACUUUGAGUGUUCAUUCUUUUAGCGGCUUUUCUGGUGUCCACAUUCCUGAGUUUAGCUUCCCUUGUCCUUCACCUCCUUACUCGCCCUCGAUCUCGCCUACUUCUUCUUCUUUAUCACGCCCUUGUGAGAUCGACGUUCGUGAUGUCUUUUGGACUGAGAUUACACUACAAACUGCUGCUGAGUACUUGGCCAUCUUUGGCACUUCGGUGUUUGAAGACCCUUUUGCUUGGAUCCGUUACCCUGUUUCUGCACCCCACGACUUGUGCUCCUUUGACGACGAUGACGACGAUGAUGAUGAGACUGCACACUAUGACUGGGACAACCGCAAUCACAAUCCUACUGCUUUUGAUGCUUCUGAUCCUUUCGGAGAAGUUGAUGAUGUACUUUCUUUGUAUGAGCACUCCUUUGUCUCUUCAUAUCUCUCUGGUGAUGCUACUUCUCCUGUUUCUUUUAAUGUUGAUGAGUAUUCUGGUAUCACGGAGAGUGCUGAUAUUGCUGAGGCUCAGGAUAUCCUGCGCGCAAACUAUAUCUCGUCUUUCCUUGGUGGGUCUGCUGUUUCUGGUGUCAAAGAGGUUUAUUUUGAGGACGACUGCAUGGCAUCGCUUGAUUUGGUCAUCUCGACUAUCUUUUAG
Messenger RNA from Aureobasidium vineae, 1413 nucleotides. NCBI's taxonomy places the organism in Eukaryota, Fungi, Ascomycota, Dothideomycetes, Dothideales, Saccotheciaceae. The record is from the annotation of a GenBank genome assembly.